Messenger RNA from Rosa chinensis, 1287 nucleotides. RefSeq names its product actin-depolymerizing factor 7. Gene Ontology annotation, biological process: actin filament depolymerization. Gene Ontology annotation, cellular component: cytoplasm; actin cytoskeleton. The coding region runs from base 65 to 1240 and encodes 391 amino acids. Gene Ontology annotation, molecular function: nucleic acid binding; actin filament binding; zinc ion binding. The transcript has 7 exons. The record is from RefSeq and is a predicted model, not a curated record. NCBI's taxonomy places the organism in Eukaryota, Viridiplantae, Streptophyta, Magnoliopsida, Rosales, Rosaceae.
AACCCUCAAAGCACCCACCCCAAAACCCUCUCAAACUCUCCCCUCCUCCUUUCGCAGACUAAACAUGGCGAACAAAAGACAGAGAGAGGCACGCAAGAGAUUCAGAGCAGAGCACCCAGAACUGGUUAAAACCCCAGAGCCAACUCCCCCGAAAGACCCAAGCAAGAAGAAGAAGGUAAAGAAGCCCAGUUUCAAGCGCAAGAGAUCAGAAUCUGGAGCGCCCAAUGACCCCAAUAGAGCAGCCAAGAAGUCUCGGAGUAAACACCCACUUAGAGUCCCUGGUAUGAAGCCCGGAGAUAGCUGCUUCAUUUGUAAAGGCACUGACCAUAUUGCCAAGCUUUGCCCUGAGAAAGCUGAGUGGGAUAGGCACAAGAUAUGCUUGUUUUGUCGACAACGCGGGCAUAGUCUGAAGAAUUGCCAAAAGAAGAAUGAGAAUGAUACGGAGGCGAAGUUAUGCUAUAAUUGUGGGGAAACCGGGCAUUCGCUCUCUAGAUGCCCCUUAUCUCUUCAAGAUGGAGGAACUAAAUUUGCCAAGUGCUUCGUCUGUAACGAGACUGGUCACCUGAGCAAGGACUGUCCUAAAAACUCUCAUGGGAUUUAUCCCAAGGGUGGUUCUUGUAAAAUAUGUGGUGGUGUGACACAUUUGGCACGAGAUUGUCCUAACAAAGACAGCAGGAAUUCAAUAGGUUCUGGCAAUUCUAAUCCCAAAUGGAAUGAACCAAGAGGAAAGGUUACCAAAUUUGCGAGUGGAGAUGAUCUCGAGGAUGAUUUCAGUUUCAUAGGUGAGAAGACUGUUGCCAAAACAGUAGACGAGUCUGCCGCCUCGCCUGGCUUUGCAGUGUCUGGCCUAGCCGUGAAUGAGGAGUGCAAGCAGAAGUUCUUGGAGCUAAAAGCCAAGAGAAACCAUCGUUUCAUUAUAUUCAAGAUUGAUAAGCAAGAAGUGGUGGUAGAGAAACUUGGAGAGCCAGACGAAACUUACGAUGAUUUCACAGCCUCGCUGCCUGCGGAGGAGUGCCGCUAUGCUGUGUUUGAUCUUGAUUUCACCACUAUUGAGAACUGCCAGAAAAGCAAGAUUUUCUUCAUUGCCUGGUCACCUGAUACAUCAAAGGUGAGAAUGAAGAUGGUGUAUGCUAGCUCCAAAGAUAGAUUCAAGAGAGAAUUGGAUGGCAUUCAAGUUGAGUUGCAAGCAACUGAUCCAAGUGAAUUGAGCUUUGACAUUAUAAAAUCCCGAGCUCUUUAAGCAGCUACUCAUCCACCUUGAUUUCCUUAACAAUUAAAAUUUCUCAG